This is a messenger RNA of Podarcis muralis (Common wall lizard), 5442 nucleotides long. RefSeq names its product EF-hand calcium binding domain 5 (gene EFCAB5). The record is from RefSeq and is a predicted model, not a curated record. NCBI's taxonomy places the organism in Eukaryota, Metazoa, Chordata, Lepidosauria, Squamata, Lacertidae.
GCCGCGCAUGCGCGCCCGGCCUCGCGCCGGACCCUAUGCGGCGGCGCCUUCCCCCCUGGCGGCUGAGGGAGCGCGAGGCGCCGAGAGAGACUCACCGAGGCGCAGGGGCUGGAGGUGGCGCUCGGGUGAUGUCAUUGCAGCAAGGCUCAACACGAAGGCGCUCACCCUCCUCCAGCUGCCAGAAAAGGGAGAUGACCCACCUCACUCUGUAGCUGGAAGCCCAGCAACCCCCUGGGGACUGUUGCUCGGCAACAGUCAAACACACACAGAAGAGUAAGAUUCUGUGAGAGUCCUCUGGAUUCCCUGAGUGAAACAUGGAUAUAGAACCAGAGAAGAGCGAGGCGGGUUCUGAGAGAAGCCCCGUCAGCGAGACACAUUUGGAAGAAGCAACAAGCAGCCCAAGAGGGGCGGUUCGGCCCCUGACUCCGCGGACAGAUGCUCAGUGGAAGUCCAUUUUCUACGAGACCCUGCAGCCGAGGGCUUUGGAUCUGCAGCAGACGAGGGUGGAGAAGCUCCGCAACAGCAAGAUGGUGCAAAAAAAGGCCGAGAAGAAAGAGCCUCCGGACAAGCUGUCUCGCGACUGGUUCAACGACGAGAGCAUGACCCUGGAGACUCGGGCCUACCUGGUUGAUAAGCUCCUCCCCACCUUGGUCCCUGGCGUGGAGAAGCUGCUCAUGGCUGCGGAGAAGAAGAAAGCCCUGGAAAGGAAGGAGUCUGAACCCCUUACCUUUGACCCCAUUACUUUCCUGGGAGAGUACCUGAUGAGGCACAACCCGGCCUAUGAGAUUUCCGCCAUGCCCAAUCCCUACGUGCGUGGAUUGAAAGCCGUUGCAGACGAGCUGAAAACCAAAGUGCCCGAGACCACGUUGCACAAGCUGGAACAGAUGAAGACUCUGGUCAAAGAAAAACGCAAGCAAAGGGAGCAGGUGGAAAAGAUCAAGACUCACGUGAGAAACAUGCGGAAGGAGGCUCUGUCCAUGCAGUUCAAAGAGUGGACGAUGGAUCUCACAGGACAGAUCCCUGUUCUGCUGAUCCAAAGCGCCUUGAAGUCAUUCAUGGAGUCUGUCUCUUCAGAACUCAGUGACGAUGGGACAGGAAUCUACGCCAGGCCUCUGGAAUCUGUGGGGUCCCUGGCACCGAAGUUGAACGAAGAGCAGUUCACAGAGUAUCUCCAUUCUUACAUCAAGGAUUUCAGCAGCGACAUGUUCCAGCAAUUGCUGCAACACCUCCUACAGUGUGCCAACGAUGCACGUAACAUAAUCAGACACGACAUCUGGCGGCAGAUGUUUCUCCAACUGUUCUUCAACUGCGACCAUGGAAAGGUGGGGCUCUUGGACAGACAGAGGAUAUUAUCUUUACUGGAGGUCUUCUUCUACAACUGCUCCCCACAGCACAAGAAGGGAUUCCUUGACCCCAAGAAAUGGCCAAUUAUAGAACUGGACGAUAUAGAGGUAGCUGAGUUUUGGGGGAAUAUGGAAGAUGAGCAAAUUUCAGAGAAGUCUAGCCUCAACAUCCCAUCGGGUGAACUUGGAUUAUCUGAGGAAUCCAUCGCCCUCAAGCUGCUCUUGAAAGACAUCCUGUCUGACAUGGAGAUGACUGCACCUGAAGACAGUGAGGCCCCUGAGGGGUCUGCAGCUGCUGACCAAGAGAAAGCCGGGCUGGAGCAAGAGGCCAGCCACCCAGGAGAGGAAGGUGAAGUCGUUCUAGCAACAGCCCUCCAGGAUCAGGCAGAAAUGCCAGCUGUAGAGCCAGGAUCUGGCGAAGCAGCAGUUCAGGAGGAACAAGAUCCAGCGGCCUCUGCAGAGUCAGCUGCCCAAGAAACUGUUGCACCUGCUGGCAAAGACGUGGUGCCUGUAACCACCCGGGUAUCAGCACCAGCGCUACCUGUGGAAACCCUGGAGGCUGACAGGAAUCCACAGCCCAGAAGUUCUGCCCCUGCUUCCCUCUUUAACAUGCAAUCUGGGCUACAGCAGACACAGAACGGAGAACUGGGCCCUGGCCAAGAGCCUGGCUUAGAGGGUCAAGGGGCUGCUGCAGAGCAAAGCAGGGCAGAAACAGCGGCAGCUCAGGAGGAGCCAGGAAAGGAGCCAGGCAGUCGGGGGCAGCUGCACAGGAACAGCGAAGGUGUGCCAGGUCCAAGCAAACGGCCAGGACAGAAGCUUUCAGUUUCAGAUUUGCUCUCAAUGCCCAGUGGGCUAGACAGCGAGACAUGUGAAAAGGCACCUCAGAAGAUAUAUGGAAAGAUAUGGUCAGGUGACCUUCAAACUGCUGACCUGUCCUUCGUGUACACCGACUAUGGCAAGGAAAUCCGGGAGGACUGGAACAACGAAAGCACCAGGUUUCCAGACCUGCGCAUGAAUAUGAUAGAAAUCCAGGCCCGUGGGCCCCCGUCUACCAUAAGCAGCUUUGACAAGGAGUCCCUCAACCCGCCACAGUUUGUGCAGCUCAUGGAGACCUUUGUUGGCGAAGAAACGACUCUGCCAAAUGUGAAGAGGCUUGUGGAGUUUGUGAAGGAAGGUUACGUGCAAACUGAGAAAGAGAAGAUCAGGCAGAUGGAGAGAAUCCACCAGAAUUCUUUCUUGGUCCGGCAACAGCUCCUCUUGGCUGCACUCUUUGAGAAAUGGGAUAAUGAAUGCUCCGGGUUCUUGGACAUGCAGGAAGUGGAUGCUGUUCUGUCCACCUUUAAGGAAGGGAUGGAGCAAGAGGCAUUAAACAAAGCCAAGCUUCAGCUCCCCAUACCCCAGUGGCAUCCCAGCGGGAUUGUGAAGUUAUCCCAAAGAGACUUCCAAACCUACAUGGAGCUGGUUGUCUCUGAGCUCACCGGCGACGAAGACGAACUGCUGGAUAACAUCGUGGAGUUUCUCAUUAUGGCCGUGGAGCGAACCCACGCAGAGCGAUUGCGAGGCAGCGCGCGGAGGAAGUGGCUGCUCAAGAUGGAGCACGCAGCCAUGACUAAUGGCGGGUGCAUCAAACCGGUGUAUGAUGUCCUAUUCAAGGUUCUUUGUCGGGACACAGAUGCCCACGGAGACAGCAAGAAGAUCAGUGCUUAUAUCGCCCUUUUGGAAUAUAACUUGGUUUCCCCAGAGCGAGGAGAUAUUCUCCUACACUAUGUAGCAUGCACAGAGGAUGAUGCUCCAUAUGUCCUAAACCAAUCACUUUUCAUGGAUAUGGAAGGAGUCAGCUUUGCAGCAGCACUAGACGACAGGCCAAUCCAUGUCCCCAGAGUUCAGCUGCAUGGAAACAUCCACUUCUGGAACCAGGAUCGCCCCUUGGAAGAGAGGAAGGGCUCCUUCUUGGUGCUGCCGCUUGAGGAUAUCCGAAGAAGAGUCUUUGGUGUUCUUGGUCUGGACACUCUCCAGGACAAGAACGAGAAAACCAUCUUUGUGCCCCACGAAAUCCGUUUCUAUCAGGGGAUUGCAAACACGUUCAGCAUAGCCUACCACCACAUCCGCACCAAGGAAAGUAUCAUGCAGGUCAUCAUCACGGCUCUGGGGUGGCUCUUCACCCGUGUGUCGCUCCUUCAAACCAUCACUACGUACUUCAUGGAGCCUGGCGAGGACAGGAUGCAUGACUAUACCUUGCGUAAAGUAAUGACUGCAGAUCAGAAUGAGCCGCUGGAAGUCCAUCUCCCUCCAGGUCCUGUGGUCAGAAGAAGAGAUAACAUAUUCAGAGAUUACCUGUUCAAGUGCAUAGACUGUUCAGUAGUGGUUACCACGUUUUUGUUUGAAGAACAUCGUAUCGCUGUUCCUCUGAGGAAUCAGGUGGGCCAGGCCAUUGCAGUGUUUGACAUCAACCUUGGAAACCGCCAAAAGCUACCAACCUGUGAGCACAGAGACCUGCAGAAGAUGUUGAGGACAAUACAGGCUGCCGUUUGUGAGAUCCUGAAAGAGGAUUCUGGAGAGAAAGAUCCAUUCUACGUCUUGGAGGCAGAGUAUGUGGGGGACUGGAGGCGUGGGGGAGUCCUCUUCUACCGAUUCAUGCUGCAGGAGUUACAGAAUUGCAUCUGGAAUCUCGACCCUUUCUCUUCCUUCAGUGAAAUAAGGUGCUUUGAGAAGCCACCCAGCCUAGUGCAUGCAAUACUUAAGUGUGCACUGCUGAUUUUGUACCCCCAGUGGGCUGGUACGCAGGAGGUUGAGGACUGGAAUUGUUGCAUAGAGAAAAUUGAUGGAGAACUUAUUGAAAACAUUUGCUACUUUGACCCAACUGCUGCCUAUGUGGAGGUUCGACCAGAGACUCUGUACAACUGCCUCCAUGGUGCACACAGAAAAGCUGUGUGGAAGUUUCGCUCAGCUCCAAUGGAGUAUCUCUACAACUGGGUGAACACCUGCCUAUCAUUAAUAGAGCUGGCAAAGAAACUUCAGCAUCGUCAGAGCAUGGCAACAUCAUCUACAGCUCUCAUCACUCCCACCCUGUCUCGGUCGCUUAGGUCAUCUCAGAUUUCAGCAAACACAAACUACACUUUUGCCAUUUCUUUAGUUUAAAAUUGUUUUGUGAUUUAAAAAAAAAAGCAUUUAGAGAAUUUUUAAACACCCCCUUUUAUUCAUAGUUGGUGCUUGUCGAGUGUGUCCAUGUGCUUUUGGAUGUGAAAUUACGGGUACACUUCUUUCUCAACCUAGAUAAGAGCCUUAAAAAUGUUCAGAGGUAAAUGUUCUGAUGCAAUAGGUGGAAUAAAGUGACCUUCAGGGGCCAGGUGGAUUGCUCCCAACUUCCAUUUAAUUCUGACAGCAGAGGGGGGGGGAUUAGAGGGAAGGGAAAUUACAACUUGUACCUCUUUCAAGUUUACACAAUUCACAAAUGAUUAAAAAGAGCAGCAGGCAGAAGGAGAAAAGAGCUUCAAAAUUAAAUUGUGUAUUUAGCAAAGCUCUUCUUUCUGAAGUGGCUUUUUAGAAGUCAUUUUAAGCUUGACAUGAUGAAGGGACAGUUUGUGUUUCACUUGUUCCCAAAGGGAAGCACACCUACGCUCUCAUUUUAAGGCAACUAAGAGCUUUUCCAUUGGCUAGAGCCUGAGAUGACAACACCUUUCAGUGUUCUGAUGCAAGAUUCCAUCUUUGCAAUAAUUUAUCUUUCAGCAGAAUCUUUUUUUAAUAAAAUUUGGGGAAAUUAAAAGUUUUCUCUCCGUUCUUUAGCCGACAAAAAACAAUGGCAUAUCUACCUAAUAUUCUGUAAUUUGAGAUUAUAGGUUGCUUUUAACGUUGCCUGAUAAAUUGAUUACAGUGUUAUUACAAUUUGUGAUUCCUCUGAUUAUCUGAUGCUUGAACAACAGCAAGUGAAUAUCUGCAGGGAGCCGGGGGGUGACUUUUCAAGCACUUUGCAAUGAUGUUCCUGGGAACAGUGUCCUUAGCAAAAUAUUGGUACCAAAAGGUCUUUGUCAGCUCAGAAUUCGUUCACCAGCAAUUCUGCACUAAUACAAAUAGCUUUUUCUAACAAAAAAAGAGGGUUGGA